Molecule: messenger RNA, 1674 nt
Organism: Neoarthrinium moseri
Lineage: Eukaryota; Fungi; Ascomycota; Sordariomycetes; Amphisphaeriales; Apiosporaceae
Exons: 3
Coding region: 1-1674 (557 amino acids)
Biological process (GO): transmembrane transport; carbohydrate transport
Cellular component (GO): membrane
Molecular function (GO): carbohydrate:proton symporter activity
Source: RefSeq, a predicted model, not a curated record
AUGCCUCAAAGACGAUAUGCAGAGGUGACUGCGGAUCCCCGAGAGCAAGCCAGCCUUCUAGCGAAUGCCGACCCUGGCAUUACUCGGUCGAAGCCGCCGACAGGCUCAAAGGGCGCCGAACAUGCCCUUACACCGCGACAGGCCAUCAAGGCCUACCCGAUGGCCAUAUUCUGGACUCUUGCUGUAUCCAUGACAGUGAUUAUGGAAGGCUAUGAUACGAUCCUUAUCGGUAACUUCUUUGCAUACCCCACCUUUGCAGAGAAGUAUGGACAGAAGAUCGAUAAGCAUGGUCAUCAUCAGCUCUCUGCUCCAUGGCAGGCUACCCUGAGUAACAUGGCGGGGAUUGGCAGCUUCUUUGGUGUGCUGCUGAACGGCCAUCUGGUUGAUUUGUUCGGGCAGAAGAGAGUGAUCAUCGGCGCACUAUGUGCUCUCUCGUGCUUCGUUUUCAUGACCUUCUUUGCCCCGACGAUCCAAGUUCUUGCAGCAGGAGAGUUUCUGUGUGGACUACCCUGGGGCGUGUUCGCCUCGUCGGCCCCUGCGUACGCAUCAGAGGUGCUCCCCUUGAGCCUGCGUGUAUAUCUGACUUCGUAUACGAACAUGUGCUUCAUUAUUGGUCAACUGAUUGCUGCUGGUAUCCUGGCCACAUUAGUCAGCCGGACUGAUGAGUGGGCUUUUCGCAUACCCUUCGCCAUACAGUGGGUGUGGCCAGCGUUUUUGAUCCCUUUGUUGUGCUUUGCACCCGAAUCUCCGUGGCAUCUGGUGAGAAAGGGCGAGAUAAAGAAGGCAGAGCUGUCUUUGCGGCGUCUCAGGAGUUCACAGGAUGAUGUGGACGUCAAAAGCACGCUGGCCACCAUUAUCCGCACGGACGCGCUCGAAAAGAGGAUCACGGCGGGCACAAGCUACUGGGACUGCUUUCGUGGCGUUGAGCGCCGUCGCACGGAGAUUGCCUGCAUGGCAUUUGCGGGGCAGAUGUUCUCCGGGCUUGCGUUUGCAUACAACUCUACAUACUUCUUCCAGCAGGUUGGCCUUACUCCAGCACAGACUUAUAGGCUGAAUAUCGGUGGGACUGGCCUGGCGCUGUUAGGAACCUUGGUCAGCUGGUUCACUUUGAUGCCAUACUUUGGCCGCCGACGGAUCUUUUUGUGGGGGAUGUUUACCUUAUUUCUGAUCCAGUACUUCAUCGGGAUACUCAACAUAUGGACAGAUAACGAUGCGGUGGCCAUGUUUCAGGCUGUUAUGACCUUGGUUUGGACAUUUGUCUUUCAGCUUUCCAUUGGACAACUAGGAUGGGCUCUACCCGCCGAAGUAGGGUCUACCCGUCUCCGGCAGCGUACUGUGUGUCUUGCGAGGAACACCUACUAUAUUGCCUUCGUCAUAGCACAGACCCUACAGCCAUUUUUCAUGAACCCAACACAGUGGAACAUGAAGGGCUACACAGGCUUCUUCUGGGGUACGACAGCCUUACUCACAUUCAUCUGGGCGUACUUUCGGCUCCCCGAGACGAAGAAUAGGACCUAUGAGGAGUUGGAUUGGUUAUUUGCCAAAGGAACUGCCACAAGAAAAUUUGAAUCAACAAAGGUAGACGUCUUCGGUCACGACGAAGAAUGUAACCCAGGGCCUUCUUUCAACGACGUGGAGGAGGAGGAUGUUCACUUGGGAACUGGAAAUGGUUAG